CCGGUUUGCAGACAGCCCGUUGGAAACACGCACAUCUUUGAUGCGAAGAAAAUAUACACAUUAAUGGGACGUUUUAUCUGAAGCCCCGCCCUCCUACCUGUAAAUCUCCCCAACAAUCUGUGGAGCAGAUCUGACGGACUGCCUGGAUCAGCUGAGGAAAGUGAAUGGGGACAGCGACGUGUCAUUGAGAGCGGAAUAGCUAGUCGCCGAAAUAUCGAUGUUUGAACGGGUUAUUCCACCUAGCCUCGCAAGACUACAAAGAGCAGCUUGAUUCCCAACUGAAUAGCUUUGGAGACAUUGAUUAAGUUGUCGUUUAUGAGCGAAAUAUCGAUUAGACACCACUGAGGCGACUCUGUCACUGGAUGGACGACAGAGAGCUUGAACGUACACAAGCCGCCUGAAGAGACAGUCGUUUGUCCGCUUUUCUCUCAAGAAUCCACUGCUUUCUCACUGAUAACAACAGAGACUACACGAAUAUUGGUUCUAGACUCCAUUUUAUUUAGACGAUAUGGAAAAAGACGAGGAAAACCCUUUAAAAUGAAAAUACGAAGUCGUCGUUAAUGCGGAUUUAAAUGUCUCGCGCUGAGGGGAACGGACGCGCGAUUUCUCCUCACGCUCUCCAAGCUGCUGUAUUUCUCACACAAACAAUAUUAUUUACACUGAGCAGACGUGGAUAGAAAAACAGAAAGAAGAAAGGAGAGGGAUAUUUCAAGCAAUAUGGCUGAUGGCUGGGGUUGGGGGCGCUGGCAGGAGCUGUCCAAAGCUUCUCAAUGCUAGUGGCAGAUGGCAACGGAUCCUAUGGCAGCAGCAGCUCUAGAAUGAGUAAUACUUUCAAUUUUAAUAAAAAUCCGGACUCUUCUGUCUCUAUAUCGAAGAUGGACGUGAUCAUUCCAUUCUCACCAGACGUUCCCUGUGACAACAAUGGUCAGCGCAUGUGGUGGGCUUUCCUUGCCUCAUCCAUGGUGACGUUCUUCGGGGGUCUCUUCAUCAUCCUCCUAUGGAGAACCCUCAAGUACCUGUGGACUGUCUGCUGCCAUUGCAACAUCAAAAACAAGGAGGCACAGAAGGUGAAUAACCCUGUAAACAUUCAGGCUGAUGGCACACCGAAGAUCCUGAAUGAUAAGGAUGAGGCCCCAGCCAGUGAGGUGGGCUGGAUGACCUCAGUCAAAGACUGGGCGGGGGUCAUGAUCUCCGCACAGACCCUUACCGGCAGAGUUCUGGUGGUGUUGGUCUUUGCACUCAGCAUCGGAGCUCUGGGAAUAUACUUCAUAGAUUCUUCGGAUCCUAUAGAAUCCUGUCAGAAUUUCUACAAAGACUUCACAUUACAAAUUGACAUGGCAUUCAAUGUGUUCUUCUUACUCUACUUUGGCCUGCGUUUCAUAGCAGCCAAUGAUAAGCUGUGGUUCUGGUUGGAGGUGAACUCAGUGGUGGACUUCUUCACCGUACCGCCCGUGUUUGUGUCAGUUUAUCUGAACAGGAGCUGGUUGGGUCUGAGGUUUCUAAGAGCCUUGAGAUUGAUACAGUUCUCAGAAAUUUUACAGUUUUUGAAUAUCUUAAAAACAAGUAAUUCCAUCAAGCUGGUGAACCUGUGUUCCAUCUUCAUAAGCACAUGGCUCACUGCUGCAGGAUUCAUUCAUCUGGUGGAAAACUCAGGGGAUCCAUGGGAAAACUUUCAAAACUCUCAACCGCUCUCAUAUUGGGAAUGUGUGUACUUAUUAAUGGUCACUAUGUCCACUGUGGGAUAUGGAGACGUCUAUGCAAGAACCACUCUUGGACGCCUUUUCAUGGUCUUCUUCAUUCUUGGUGGUCUGGCCAUGUUUGCCAGCUACGUCCCUGAAAUCAUAGAGUUAAUAGGAAACCGCAAGAAAUAUGGUGGUUCCUAUAGUGCGGUAAAUGGCAGAAAGCAUAUUGUGGUCUGUGGUCAUAUCACGCUCGAAAGUGUUUCCAACUUCCUUAAAGACUUCCUACACAAGGACAGGGAUGAUGUCAAUGUAGAAAUUGUUUUUCUUCAUAAUAUUUCCCCUAAUCUUGAGCUGGAAGCCUUGUUCAAACGUCACUUCACUCAGGUGGAAUUCUAUCAAGGAUCUGUCCUUAACCCACAUGAUCUAGCAAGAGUGAAGAUCGAGUCAGCUGAUGCCUGCUUGAUUCUUGCAAACAAAUACUGUGGAGACCCUGAUGCUGAAGAUGCGUCUAAUAUCAUGAGAGUAAUAUCUAUCAAGAACUACCAUCCAAAGAUCAGAAUAAUCACUCAAAUGUUGCAAUACCACAAUAAGGCCCAUCUGCUAAACAUUCCCAGCUGGAACUGGAAGGAGGGUGAUGAUGCGAUCUGCUUGGCCGAGUUGAAGGCUGGCUUCAUAGCCCAGAGUUGCCUGGCACAGGGCCUGUCCACUAUGCUCGCCAAUCUCUUCUCCAUGAGGUCAUACAUCAAGAUAGAGGAGGACACCUGGCAGAAGUAUUAUCUAGAGGGAGUUGCUAAUGAAAUGUACACCGAAUACCUGUCCAGUGCCUUUGUGGGGCUUUCAUUUCCUACAAUUUGUGAGCUGUGCUAUGUCAAGCUCAAGUUGCUGUUGAUUGCUAUUGAGUACAAGUCAGAGCAAAGGGAAAGCAGAAGCAGAAAGCGUAUUCUCAUCAACCCCGGAAAUCACGUUAAGAUGCAAGAGGGGACAUUGGGAUUCUUUAUCGCCAGUGACGCCAAAGAGGUGAAAAGAGCAUUUUUCUACUGCAAAGCAUGUCAUGAUGACAUCACAGAUCCCAAAAGGAUCAAAAAGUGUGGCUGCAAGAGAAUGACAUAUUCCAAGAUGUCCGUCUACAAGCGAAUGAAACUGGCAUGUUGUUUUGAUUGCGGGCGCUCUGAGCGCGACUGCUCGUGCAUGACAGGCAGUGUACAUAGUAACAUGGACAGUCUUCAGAGGGCCUUCCCACUUUCUUCUGUCUCUGUUCAUGAUUGCUCAACCAGUUUACGUGCCUCCAAAUAUAAGUUUAACGGAUAUGUCAGAUCACUCGAUGAUGAGCAUCCGUCAACACUGUCACCCAAAAAGAAGCAACGCAACGGAGGCAUGCGAAAUUCACCCAACUGCUCGCCCAAAAUGACGAGACAUGACCCUCUGCUCAUUCCGGGAAACGAGCAGAUUGAGAACAUGGAUGCUAAUGUGAAAAGAUACGACUCUACUGGAAUGUUUCACUGGUGUCCCUCCAAAGAAAUUGAGAAGGUCAUUCUGACACGCAGCGAGGCCUCCAUGACGGUUUUAAGUGGACAUGUAGUAGUCUGUAUAUUCGGAGAUGUCACGUCAGCUUUAGUGGGGCUUCGAAACUUGGUGAUGCCUUUGAGAGCAAGCAACUUCCAUUACCACGAGCUAAAGCCCAUUGUGUUUGUGGGCUCAUUAGAUUAUCUGAGAAGAGAGUGGGAAACCCUUCACAACUUCCCCAAAGUCUCCAUCUUACCAGGUACGCCAUUAAGUCGAGCUGAUUUAAGAGCCGUCAACAUCAACCUCUGCGACAUGUGCGUUAUCCUGUCAGCCAAUCAGAACAAUAUCGACGAUGCUUCACUGCAGGACAAGGAAUGCAUCUUGGCGUCUCUUAACAUCAAAUCUAUGCAGUUUGAUGACAGCAUUGGGGUCUUGCAGGCUAAUUCCCAAGGUUUCACUCCUCCGGGGAUGGAUAGGUCAUCUCCAGAUAACAGUCCAGUGCACGGCUUAGUGCGGCAGGCAUCCGUCACCACGGGAUCAAACAUCCCGAUCAUAACUGAACUCGCUAAGCCUGGCAAACUACUGCCUUUGGUUUCAUUCAGUCAGGAAAAAAACAGUGGAACCAACAUACAAAUGAUAACCGAACUGGUAAAUGACUCCAACGUUCAGUUUUUGGACCAAGAUGAUGAUGACGACCCAGAUACGGAGCUGUAUCUGACCCAACCGUUUGCCUGUGGUACUGCCUUCGCCGUCAGCGUGUUGGACUCCCUGAUGAGUGCGACAUACUUCAAUGAUAAUAUCCUCACCCUGAUCCGGACGCUGGUCACGGGAGGCGCCACUCCGGAGCUGGAGGGCCUGUUGGCUGAGGAGAAUGCGCUGAGAGGUGGCUACAGCACGCCACAGACGCUGGCUAACAGGGACAGGUGUCGGGUCGCCCAGCUGGCCCUAUACGAUGGGCCCUUCGCAGACUUGGGGGAUGGUGGUUGCUACGGAGACUUAUUUUGUAAAGCAUUAAAAACGUACAACAUGCUUUGCUUUGGAAUCUACAGAUUGCGAGAUGCACAUUUAGGUGCACCAAGCCAGUGCACAAAAAGAUAUGUCAUCACAAAUCCGCCUUAUGAGUUUGAGCUGGUGCCCACGGACCUGAUAUUCUGUCUGAUGCAGUUCGACCACAACGCGGGCCAGUCCCGAGCAAGCCUGUCCCACUCCUCCCAUUCCUCUCAUUCAUCCAGCAAGAAGAGUUCGUCUGUUCACUCCAUCCCCGCCACGAACCGACAGAACCGCAGCAGCAAAGCACGUGAAGCCCGUGACAAACAGAAUGCAACAAGGAUGAAUAGAAUGGGCCCAGAAAAGAGAUGGUUUACAGAUGAAGCAGAAAAUGCAUACCCAAGGAACAUUCAAAUCAAGCCCAUGAGCACUCACAUGGCCAACCAAGUCAAUCAGUACAAAUCCACUAGCAGUCUGAUUCCACCUAUUCGAGAAGUUGAAGAUGAAUGCUGAACGAAUCCCCGGCCUUUACCAUCACAGAGGGACUUGGGUCAUCCUGCUGUAAAAGAUGAGCGCUAAUCGCGAAACGAUGACUGUUGAUGAUGGAGACACAUUGUCCUUCCCUUGUUCGACUCAAGGGUCUGAAGCGAUUGAGAACUGGAAAGGACUUCCUAUGUGUAUACCUUUAAUGUAACUUCCAUACUUUUAUAUAUGUAUACAUAGUGAUGUACAUAAUGACAAUCAAGUAAGGAUUGUACAGCCCCCCUAGCACUUUUUGAAAUUAUGUUAACAGGCAAACAAAAGAAGAAAACAAAUAGUACUUCCUGUGAUUCUUUGCAAUAUCUCACCUCUGCCGUGACCUGACUCCAUGCAGAGGGCGCUAUAAUGGAGGAUGAGGGUCACUGUCGUUCACUUCAUCCAAACACUACCCAAAGAUUAGCCCCGCCGAUUGAGUUGCGUAUCCGUCGUCCAUUUCAUUUUGCACUACCGCAUAAUAACUCAAGCACUGCUCGCAGAAGAGUCAAAGCUUACCCUCGGUUCUCCUCUGAGUUUGGGCUGAAGUCACAGGCUGAGGCUGUUAAACGAAUGGCUUUGUCCAAGGAAACGGGUGUUUGCGUGACUGUCUUCAUGCAUGGUGUGUGCCGAAAAGCUGCCUGAACGUUUGGCUCAGGAAAGGAUGCCCAUUUGCAUCCCUACAGACCUAGGCACGUAUACAGAUGGAAAUGUUUGCUGUACCUAAUGCAAAUGGUCGUCCCCAACGUAGCUCUUCGGAAUUGGCAAUACAUUGAGGAUAUGCACUACUUCUGUUGAUGUCUUUCCAUCAUACAUGACUGUUGAUGUGGGAAACUGUCUGUGAUCGAGGCUUAUAACACGUUUGUUUGCGUCUGCGGCUCUGCUAUUAAUACAACUGAAUGAAACACUACUGUCACCUGCUGAUAAUUCAACAAUGAUUGAGCUUUUGCGCUGAAAUAAAAAAAAAAAAAUACAAUUGAAAAUGCCACAUAUUGCGAUAAGUGGGCAUAAUUGGUUCCUCCUUUGGGUAGCCACUGCCUGACACGGGGUUGGCACAGGGGCUGAAAAGUGCUUGGAUGUUCCCUGUGACCAACUGUGAUGCCUUAAUCUCUAGACCGAAUGCAUAAGCUCAAUCAUAAUGUUCAAUUAUCAGUCUAAGUUGUAACUUGUGGAUGAUUCUUGCUGUGGACUGAAUGCAUUUGAACGUCACUCACUUCUAUCAAGGCUACACAGAUAAGUUGUACCUUUAAAGUAGAACGUAUACUGAUACAUAUGCUUCACAGACCUUUGAACUUUGCUUCAAGUGCUCUGUCAGAUUUAUACAUAAGUACAUACUUAUUUUUUAUCCAUGAGCGUAAUCAUUUUGUACUUAUUUUUAUACAUAUCAGAGAACUUUAUUUCUAAAUGUAUCUUAAAGAUAUCGUAAUAGCUACAGUGCACAGCAGUUCAGUUUUACCCCUGACAACACAACAUAUCACAUACCAUCAACUGGGACACGUCAAACAUCUGUGAACCGAGUCAAACCGGUUCAAUUUCAGCCUUCUAUCUGGAGUGCUCUUUGAUACUCACAUGGGCUGCUUUGAAGGACUUUGAGCUCUACUACUAAAACAGCAUAUAUGCUUUCAUUUUCAUAAGCUAACAGAGAUGAAAACCCAUAUUGAAUGACUGAUGACACUUAUCUGUAAUUCCAGGUAAAGUGAUGUUGAUCCUCAGACAGACUUGAACUCAGAGAUGUGCAAGAGGAGGGGCUCUGCUCUUUCUGUAAUGAGGGUAGAGUUAUAGUGAUAUUAGCCAUGUUUGACCUAAAUUAGGUCUUGGUAAAGAGAAGAGCAUGCUGAUGUACUUGUGCAAACGUAAUUUGGUCAGAUCUGCAGUGAGCUAAUAGCCAUAUGAUUGUAGAUGCAAGAAAAGAGACAUUAGCACAUGUCCAUCCAUUGAGCAAAAGAAGAUAAAUCUGGUGUAUAAAUUCUGCCCGUUCUAGUCCACGUUUUUUUUUUUUUUUUUCUCUCAAGUAAAAAGGAUCUCAGCUUUAUUGUUUGUCUAUUUGACAAUUAGGCUUGGUCCUGAAGUGAUUUUCUGAAUUGUGAUUACAUUGGUGUUACACUUUGUAGCAAGUAGAUUUCUUAAUAAAUAAAUUAAUAAAAAAAGAAUAAUACUAAUGUGAGUAAACUGUAUGUAUAAUUGGAUUGUCAACAUACUUGCUAGCCUGAAAAAAAGAGGAAUCCAUUUGAGUUAAAUGUCCAAUUUCAAUUUCUAUGUAAAGUCAUUUUCCUGUAAUGAAACUACAAAGUCACGCAGUAAAGACAGCAGGUUUCAUUUGAUGAGAAAAGUGUAGAUGCACGUUGAGGGAAGCAGAAAGCAAACUAGCUCUUUCUUCGUGAGGAUUAUUAACCAUCAGGUUUUAACAUUCCAUUUUGUCAUCAGCAUUUCAAUCCUUUACAAUCGCAUAUAGUCAAACCCAGCUGUUUGUUUACAGACCUUUUUCUUUCUUUCAACACACAUACUCAGGUAGCAAUCCUGAUGACAAAGCUACAAAAUAAAGCUGGCUUACAUUUUCUUGUUACCUUUUGUAGUAUGAGGUGAUACUGAUAUUUUCUUCUCCACUGCAACAAAUGUGCAAUGUUUUAGCAUCAUGCAAUUUAUUUGUACAUCUUGUGAAGAUACUACAGUGUACACAUAUCUCAGUUUCUACAGUGCCAUGAAAUGUAUCUGUCUACCAGCAUCAGUCAGUCAUUGGUUUGUGACAGUGAAUGAAUAUUGUGGCAUCUAAUACUGGCAUGGAGAACAUCCAAGCCAUUCUUGCCUCCAUGCCAGGACAGUGCCAGGCAGUGCAGGGAAAAAAAACAAAGGAGGAACACCGUAAGACCCACUAGAGCGAAAAGUGGCAUUCAAACAGGCAUAUGUGCCCAUACAAGCUGCUGAAAUCCUAGCAACUUGGUUAUCGAUACUGGAAAAAUCAAAAAAGGGGACAGCAAUGGCUGAAGGAUGCUGGGAAGAACUGACUAUAAUGUUUAGUUCGAUCACCUGUCAUUGUAUUCAAGAGUGUUUUAAUUAAAGUAACAUAUAAAGCAACCUUACUGAUGUGCUAUGUAAUACACAACUGUCAUAUUUUGGCUAUUUUAUUCUACUGUAAAGGACAGAUUUAAGUUUUAGAAACUGUAUAAAGAAAAUACACUGUAACAGAAUAAAUACUUGGAGGGGAAUUAAGUCUUAACAUGCUGAACUUGCAUAUGGAUUACUGUUUUGUUGCUGUCUUUUCUUCCACUUCAAUAAAUAAUCAAAACAUCCAUA
Messenger RNA from Pimephales promelas (fathead minnow), 7976 nucleotides. The record is from RefSeq and is a predicted model, not a curated record. NCBI's taxonomy places the organism in Eukaryota, Metazoa, Chordata, Actinopteri, Cypriniformes, Leuciscidae.